CUGAAAAUAGAGCUGAGCGCGCGCGGGUUUGAAGGGAAAGAUGGCGUUCCUGCACGCUGUAGAGCUGCUGAAGUUAAACACUCUGCCGACCGCGUGGGUGGACGCGGUGUGGGAGUGCGAGUUCACGGAGGCCAAGUCCUUCGACUCUGCCAUCGAAGAGGAAAUUGGAGACGACGUGAACGUUUUUAAGAACGUGUACCAGCAGUUACUGCCGUUCUCCUCCGACGAUGAGAACACUCAGAGCGUGUGGAACGUGUUCAGGGAAAACGACGUGUCGGUGAGGUCUCUUAUGGCCGUGCUGGCGUGCUUCGUCCUCGGUGCCAAAACCAAAUUGUCCAGCGUGGAGCAGCGACGCCAAGGUCUGCAGGCGGCAUCGCUUUACCUGCUGCUUCUCAGAAUCCCAGGAAGUGUUGCCAAUAAAGUGUACCAUCAGAUCCUGUUCGACACCUGCCUGGACGUCAUGCUGAAAUGCUGGCCACAGAACUUGGGGAAGAAACGCAAGAAGGAUGCACUGAAAAGCUCGCAGGGUGACGCCAAGAGCGGGAAACGCCCAAAACCUCUGAAGAAAGUCUCAGAGGAGAUGGAGAUGGGUGAGGAAGAGGAGCAGGAGGAGGAGGAGGUGUAUUUCUCAGCUCAGGAUCUGUUGGGGAUGCGUGAGGAUGUGGUCAGACUGGUGCGAACGCUGCUGCAUCUGCUGGAGAGGUUCUCGCUCAGGGACAAACCGCAGAGCACCGAUAGCUGCGUGCAGUUGUUCACCGAACUCACCAACUUCGAGCCGGUCGUCGGAGAGCUGUCCUUCGCUGAGAAGCGCGAUGUGGACAAACUACAGGGCCUUCCUGAACUCGCCUAUCAUGGCCUCUGGCUGCUCUGCUCCUCCAAUCACGGUGAAGGAAACGAGUGUCGCCGGCGUGUCUUCCACCGACUGCUGUACGUCAUUCUGAUGAUGAGGAAGGAGAGACCCAAGCCGUGUCUGCUCACACCAUCGCAGGCCGUCUGCAGCGCCAGAGACCAGGCCAUCCUCUUCAUCAGUCAUAUUGUGGAUGAACAGACGGAGGCCACGCUGCCACUGCUUCAGAUCCUCGUACAGCACAUCUGUCACCAGAUGGUGGAGAAGGCAGAAUACCGUGCUAGCGGCGCUCAAGCUGUCGGAAAGCUGGUGACCAAGAUGCCUUGUCACAAUUAUGCCACUUUUGUCAAGUGGCUCUAUAACUAUUCUCUGAACACCAGGGUGGCGUUCCGUAUGUUUGCUCUGGAUGUGGUCAUGGUGCUGCUGGCACAGGACGAACGGGAGGCUCCCGAGGCACUCGAACCUGAUCUGGCCGGGUACCUUUCACACCAUUUCCUGGUGCGCAGCGUGGUGUACGACCGGUGCUCCGACGUCUCGUCGACAGUCAGAGCUCACGCCAUGCACUGCCUCGCCCAGUGCCUGGAGCUGCCCAGCCACAGCGCCACCAAGUGGAUUCAUGAUCUCUUCUCUUCCUCCUCCACGACUGGUUCACAGAUGACGAUGGAGACCGGAUGCUCCAAGCAGACUCUAAAGAGAACAGAGACGGUUCAAAAAACAGCCCUGACCUUCCGCACCAUCGAGCUGACCAAAUACAAGAGCCUGGGAGCUGCAAGUCCACGCAGCACUGACGAUGGCAUGAGCCAGGAUGCGACCGCCAUCGAGUAUCAGGAAACCUUGGCUCUGUUCAAACAGCGUGUGAGCGACCCCAAAACCAACGUCAGGAAAUGUGCCCUCGAGACUAUAAUGAGCCUGCUGAAACACGGCGUGAUCACGUGCAGUCCAGAGAACCUGACCAUUCUCUCAGAGCGCUGUCGAGACCCGGCUAUAUCCGUGAAGAAGAAAGCCAUGCAGUGUCUCAUGGAUCUCCUCACUGCACUACCUGAGAGCGCAGAGGUGCAGGAGGCGUGGCUGAGGGGCGUGGUUCCUGCCGUGAUGGACUCGGAGAGCUCUGUCCAGGAGAAAGCUCUUGAGUGCCUCAACGAGAAAAUUCUCACUCGCAUCAAAAGUCAUGGCAGCUAUUGUCAUGACAACGCAUCCCAGAGAGUGGCCUGGGACCUGCUGAGAUUGAUGUGUGAUAAGUGUCAAGACCUCGGGCGAUAUUUCAGUAAGGCGGUCAGUGUGUUGUCGAGGCAGGAGAAGUUUUCCGCCACGCUGGUAAACAGUCUGAUCUGGCACACGGAGCACGAACAGGCAGCAGCCGCAUGGCUCCUGCUGGCCAAAGUGGCGGGCUGCUGCACGAAGCUCAACCUGGGCAUUAUUCUGGAGGCCUGGGAUCGCACGGUCAGGUCUCCAGUAGUCAACGUGGCUACAUCCUGCCACAUUCUCACCGUCCUUGGUCACAUUGCAGCGAGCCUCAAUGAUGAUACCAAAAGCAGGAUCGUUGAUGAUCUGACGGCAUGGCUGAAGGACUUCAAUCUACCUCUGGAGUUGAUCAGUGCCAGCGUGGACGCUCUGUUCCGUCUCGGCCAGUCCGACAACAUCAAGGACACCAUGAGCUUCCUGAACCGCUUCUGUGGAGAGCUCGUAUCUGUGUGUGAGGAGUUCCUGUCCACCAUCCUCUUAAAUGAGAGAGGGGCAGAGAAUCUAAAUGAGGAUCUGCUGGCGAAGCAUCUAUACACGCUGGGUGUGGCUUCUCUACACUGCCCUGCCAAAGUGCAAAAGCGAGUCUUCCUUCUCGUCCAGUCCAUUCUCACCACGUCUGAGCAACCUGUGGUUGGAGAGGGGGCGGAGUUGCCAGCCAGUCAACCCCUCUCUCAGUUCAAGCCCUCCUCGAUGCCGACGGUGGUGCGAGCUCACGCGGUCAUCACGCUAGGGAAGCUGUGCCUGCAGCACGAGGAGCUGAUGGUGCGCUACAUUCCCGCGUUCGUACGCGAGCUGGAGGUGGGCACGGAGUUGGGGGUGCGCAGUAACGUAGUGGUGGUGCUGUGCGAUCUGUGCGUGCGCUACCCGAACACGCUGAGCCGGUACAUCGACAACAUCUCAGCCUGCCUCAGAGACACCGAGACGCUCAUCAGAGAGCAGAGCCUCAUCAUGCUCACCAAUCUGCUGCAGGAGGAGUUUAUUAAAUGGAAAGGUUCUUUGUUCUUCCGAUUUGCUGCCGUCCUGGUCGACCCAGAUCCCUCCAUUGCAGAUCUGUGCGAGUACUGCCUGGUGGACGUGCUGCUGAAGAAGAACCCGCUGAUGUUCUCUCAGCACUUCAUCGAGUGCAUCUUCUACUUCAAUGCCUACGAGAAACACAAGAAAUACAACAGAUUCCCCCAGACAGAAAGUGAGAAGAGCAGGUUUUCUUUCAAAGGGCAGAUGAACCAGGGCAAACGCUUCAGGAUCUACAGAUUCCUCCUGAAACACUUCACAGAUGAACAGCGCUUUAAUAUUACGACCCGAAUCAGCCAGGACGUUCUGGCAUGCUUCGUAGACUCGGAGCUGCCUUUAGAUUCAAUAGGUGCUGAGCUCCUGGCUGACGUGUUCGACGUCCUUUCACUGAAGGAGCUCAAGCUGACCGCCAUGAGCGGCCCUUCACCCAGCGACGAUCCUCCUGAGGACGAGAUGGCUGUCGCUAAAGCUGUGCUGCAGAAAAAGCUCGUCUCUCAGGUGCAGAAAAAGAACUUCGUGGAGAACGUGAUCCCCAUGAUCAUCGCCCUGAAGAACAUGCUGGAGGAGAAGCGCCUGCCCGUGCUCAAACACCUCAUGGCCUACCUGCAGGUGACCAUGCAGGACUACCGUUCUGAGGUGAAGGAGCUCUUUGCAGCAGAUGAGCAGCUGGCUGCAGAAGUGGAGUACAACCUGAAGAUGUUUGAGAAACAAAAAGAGCAGCAGGAGCUGGAGCAGCAGCUUAGCAGUUUCACACUGUCAGUCGGAACUAAAGGUAGCACCGCUGCAUCUUCUGCUCCAGGCGUCAGAGCCACAUCUCUGCCGCCUCAGUCCGCCCAGAGACCCUCAAACACCCUAAAAUCUGCAGACGCACUCAGACGGCGUACCAUUGCUGGAAUGCUGACCCCUGUGGAACAGAGAGCUUCCCGCGGUGUAAUGUCUUCAGGAUCUUCAAAUGGAGUUUUUGACAGAAGAGCUAUCAGCACGCCACAGGCGAGCGUCAACGAAGUGACAUUUGGCGAGCAGUUUAGUGCCAUCUGCGACGACGGAGCUGGAGGAAAGAGUAGUGAGAGUGUUCUACAUCUGAGGUCACCAGAACACGAAGUUCCAGCACCAAGGCAGUGGAACGUAGAGUCUCCUGUUGUGAGGAAAAGCCGAAGCAAGAGACGGCAGUAAUGAACAUGCUUUUAUAUCAUACGUUUGCGUUCCCAUAAUCUCUUCAGCUUUUACUGUCUGUGUACCUGUUUUAUCGGUGUAUCUGUUUACUGUCCUCAUAACUUUCUCACACCUGUUUUCUAAAAUAUCCCUUUUUUCUGUGUUUUAUAUAAAAGAAAUAAACUUCUAAAAGAACUCUCAA
Messenger RNA from Neoarius graeffei (lesser salmon catfish), 4454 nucleotides. It is a transcript of the gene ncapd3, whose product is annotated as non-SMC condensin II complex, subunit D3. NCBI's taxonomy places the organism in Eukaryota, Metazoa, Chordata, Actinopteri, Siluriformes, Ariidae. The transcript is spliced from 35 exons. Gene Ontology annotation, biological process: meiotic chromosome condensation; mitotic chromosome condensation. Gene Ontology annotation, cellular component: condensed chromosome, centromeric region; condensin complex. Gene Ontology annotation, molecular function: histone binding. The record is from RefSeq and is a predicted model, not a curated record. The coding region runs from base 41 to 4273 and encodes 1410 amino acids.